Molecule: messenger RNA, 1153 nt
Organism: Camellia sinensis
Lineage: Eukaryota; Viridiplantae; Streptophyta; Magnoliopsida; Ericales; Theaceae
Source: RefSeq, a predicted model, not a curated record
AUGGAGGCCCUAAUGAAGAGAGUGUAUCAACAUAUCCGGGUAGAGGAAGAUAGAGCCCGUGCUAAAGCAAAAUCUAGCACAACAACGAUGCCAGAUAAAAAGACUACAGCAAAAAUCAACACGGUAGAACAACCAAGCCAGAAUAGGCGAGGCAGACGAGCCAACAGAGAGGACCCAGAAAAAAAGAACUUAAGAAUCCGCACUGCCAUCACCACAGUAUUCAAUAAACCAAUCUACCAGAUUCUUAGCAAGAUACGUGAUGAACCCUUCGUUCGGCGGCUAGCCAAGUUGGGAGAAGCACAAAGAGGCUAUGAUGAGAGGUCCCGUUGCACCUUCUAUGAUGAGAAGGGGCACCUCAUUGAAAAUUGCACACCAUUGAGGCAAGGAGUUAGUGGCUGUUGGACACCUGGACCACUGUGGUAUGCCUAUGCCAAAACUACAGCAGAGAAAGAGGCAUGGAGAGUAGCAGAGGAAAGUGGAAUUGAUCUAGUGGUGGUGAACCCCUCUUUUGUAGUUGGUCCCUUGCUUGCUCCAAAACCAACCAGUACACUCCAAUUUAUAUUGGACACAGUUAAAGGUUUGAAAGGAGAAUACUCAAAUUUGACAAUAGGGUUUGUGCACAUAGAUGAUGUGAUUGCUGCACAUAUCUUGGCAAUGGAGGAAAGCAAAGCAUCAGGCAGGCUCAUAUGUUCCAGCUCAGUAGCUCACUGGUCAGAGAUCAUUGACAUGCUUAGGGCUAAAUAUCCAUCCUACCCAUUUGAAGACAAGUGUAACAACCAAAAAGGAAAUAACAAUCCACACAGCAUGAAUAGUAACAAGAUUAUUCAGUUGGGCCUCCCUCCUUUAAAGACAAUUGAUCAAAUGUUUGAUGACUGCAUCAAAAGUUUUCAAGACAAGGGAUUUCUUCACACAAAGGAGUGAAAAUGUCGAGAUACGAAUGUGUAGCUAAGAAUGCAUUGAAACAAAGUAAUGAAGAGACUUGGGUACUCUUUGCCACUACCAAGACUCUACGCAACAAGACUACAUGCUAUUAACAUGGUUUGUGCAAUCCCGUGUUAUGGGCAUCUUUUAGCAAUGCAACAUAAUAUUUUGUAAAAUACAAGACUACUAUUUUGUGAGCCCCAUUAUGGAGAUCAUACAGAUGUAUAACUAU